Musa acuminata AAA Group (dessert banana) is the source of this 1227-nucleotide messenger RNA. RefSeq names its product RING-H2 finger protein ATL3. The transcript is spliced from 3 exons. NCBI's taxonomy places the organism in Eukaryota, Viridiplantae, Streptophyta, Magnoliopsida, Zingiberales, Musaceae. The record is from RefSeq and is a predicted model, not a curated record. The coding region runs from base 152 to 991 and encodes 279 amino acids.
AAGCUUUUGCAGAGCAUCCAUCGCGAGGAUUCUUCAAGCAAAGGUAAGAAAAAGCAGAUUCCUCUACAGAGAAUAAUGCGCGCAUAGAAAAGCAUACCAGUUAGCAUUCACAUCCUCAAAGGGGGAAUUGGGCUCCAACAGCAGCUGAAGCAUGAGUUCCAACAACAAUACCUUGAUAUACCCACGGGGUUGGAGGAAUGGUAACGAGCAUGGAUCUUCGCAGUCGCCGGAACACGACCGCCGUCCGAUCUGGCGGCCUAGCGUUCCUCAUACCCUGAUCCGACGGCCGGAAGAAGACCUGUACAAUCCAUGGAGAUUGUUCGAGGAAAGAGUGAGGACGGGGCCUUUCGGCCUGACACGCUUCCCUUCGCGGCCUCAUUCUCCGGUACGAAUCCUGGUCCUCAGUGGAUCCGCCGACGACAGGGUGAACCCCAGGCUGACGCAGUUCAUCAGGGAUUCGCCGCCGCGGAUCAGGGGCGAGUGGCACCUCGGCCAGGCGGCGGAGCCGGAAGACCAGGGCCUGACGGCCGAGGAGUUCAAGAAGGCCAUGGGCAAGCUCAGGAAGCAGGUGUACAGCCCUCCCUACCCCCCGCGGAGGGCGUGGAAGCGCGGCCUCUUCAGCAGGAGGACCGACACCGGCGCCGACGACGCGGAGGAGGAAGACGGCAAGGACUGCACCAUUUGCUUGGAGGCGUUCCUGCCGACCGACCAAGUCCUGGUGACGCCAUGCAACCACAUGUUCCACAACGACUGCUUGGUGCCGUGGGUGAAGAGCCAGGGGAAGUGCCCGGUGUGCAGGUUUGUGCUCUGCGAGAGGAAGGAGGGCGCACCGGUCAGAAGAAGCGACGGAGGCGCCAAUAGCAACUAUUUCCCUCGCAACGCGAGCGAUUUGGAUGACGAGGAGUUGCCUUUGGACCUCGUCACGCUCAUCAGGGCCAUGGAAGAGGCCUUCGGUUGGGUCAACUACGCCCGCGCAGCUUCUCACCGCUAGAAGAUGCUCCGAGCGAGCGACAUGAUGUGAGGUUGUGUUCUAGUGUUUACCAAGAAUCCAUCUGUAGUCUCUACUUGGUGGUUUGUGUCCGAGGCAGAUAAACCACCAUCUUAAGGAUACCUGACUGCCUCCUGGCGUGGGCAAUAGCUGUGGGUAUAGUAAUACUGCACUAGAAAUGAAACAACUAGCCUAAGCUCAUGCCAAGAAACAAAAGCAAUUACUAUGGUGCUUGAUCA